AUGACUCCAACUGGUGCAUUUGGGUUCUAUGCGGCUCUAAAUGUGACUGCAUUUGUUAUGAUUUUCUUGUGGGUGCCGGAGACAAAACAGCGCACGUUGGAGGAAUUGGACUAUAUAUUUGCAGUGCCAACCAAGAAACAUGUCUAUUAUCAGGUCUUCAAAGUCCUCCCAUGGUCGGUUAGACGAUAUAUUUUUCGUCAAAAUACUCAUAUUGAACCAUUAUACAAGCUAGAUCAUGUCACAGGCAAGCCAGAUGACCAAGACAGAAAGAGGUCAAGGCACUCACAAAUUUUGGUAGCAACCAAAUAA
This is a messenger RNA of Ophidiomyces ophidiicola, 309 nucleotides long. RefSeq lists its product as uncharacterized. Bases 1 to 309 code for a protein of 102 amino acids. Gene Ontology annotation, molecular function: myo-inositol:proton symporter activity. The transcript has 2 exons. Lineage: Eukaryota; Fungi; Ascomycota; Eurotiomycetes; Onygenales; Onygenaceae. The record is from RefSeq and is a predicted model, not a curated record.